AACAAUAUUACUACUCACAUAGUUGUAACGACCAACUGCCCCCCUAUACAAUAUAGUACCGCUUGUACUAACGAAUUUUCAUUAGCUUUUUCCGUGAAUUUACUUAACACAACCGAUUCUAACAACUUGGUUCCUCCUAUAUAUAAACCCAAGUCACUUCACCUUUGAUUCACAACAUUCCUCAUACUUUCAACAACGAACAUAACUUAUUAGAGCAACACCUAAAGUAUUGCCUCCUUUGUUUUUGCAUAGUUAUCUCACACAAAUGGCUCAAACAACUCCCAAUCACACACAAACUGUGUCCGGGUGGGCGGCUCAUGAUUCGUCUGGAAAAAUGACUCCCUUUAUCUUCAAAAGAAGGGAAAAUGGAGUGAAUGACGUGACAAUCAAAGUGUUGUACUGCGGAAUGUGCCACACCGAUCUCCACCAUGUUAGGAAUGAUUGGGGAAUCACCAUGUACCCUUGUGUUCCUGGGCACGAAAUUACGGGAUUAAUUACAAAGGUUGGGAAGGACGUGACGAAUUUUAAAGUGGGAGACAAAGUUGGAGUGGGUUGUUUAGCAGCUUCGUGCUUAGAAUGUGAAUUUUGCAAGACUUCUCAGGAGAAUUACUGUGAUCAGAUUCAGUUCACAUACAAUGGUAUUUUCUGGGAUGGUAGCAUUACUUACGGAGGAUACUCCAAAAUGUUGGUUGCGGACCAAAGGUAUGUGGUACGUGUGCCGGAAAAUCUACCGAUGGAUGCUGCAGCACCAAUGUUGUGUGCCGGGAUCACGGUGUACUGCCCCAUGAAAGACAGCAAAUUGCUCGAACCAUCAGGCACUCCCAAGAAAGUCGGGAUCAUCGGGUUAGGUGGAUUAGGCCAUGUUGCGGUUAAGUUUGCUAAGGCAUUUGGCCAUCAUGUAACCAUCAUUAGCACCUCACCGUCCAAAGAAAAAGAGGCCAAGCAAAGACUUGGUGCUGAUGAUUUUAUCGUGAGCACUGACCCGUCACAAAUGAAGGCCAAAAAGAGGACUCUGGACUUCGUAUUGGAUACAGUAUCGGCCUACCAUUCACUAGGACCAUACUUGGAGUUAUUGAAAGUUGAGGGAACACUUCACAUUGUGGGCGCUCCUGACAAGCCCAUGGACUUGCCUUCCUUUCCUCUCAUUUUUGGAAAAAGAACAGUGAAGGGAAGCAUGACAGGAGGAAUGAUAGAGACGCAAGAAAUGAUGGAUAUGUGCGGGAAAUACAACAUAAGUUGCGACAUUGAAAUGGUGACGCCUGACCAAAUUAACGACGCUCUUCAACGUCUUGCUAAUAAUGAUGUUCGCUAUCGCUUUGUCAUUGACAUUGCUGGCAAGUCAUCUAGACUUUGAAUUUUUAUCUUUCAAUGCAUGUGUGCUUUUAAUUGACUCGUAUGAAGUUAUGAACCAUGUGAGUGAUAUUAAAUUCCUACAUUAUUCGAAUUUAAAUUGUUUCCAUGAUAUUGUAAAAUACUCCUACUAUAGUGUAAGAUAUGUUAAUUGGCUGAUUGUUGGCCAUGUUAUAUUCAAUAAAAUAAAUGAAUAAAAGUUUUCUUUUUGUUUCUUACUUUCAAGUGAACCAAAUUUCCAAUUAUGCUUUUUUCUCUUUCCCUUAUUUGAAAUUUACUUUACAUUAAAAUUCUAAAAAAAAAAAUCAUUAAAAACAUGGAUUUCUUAAUCUUGGGUAGAGUUUGGGUUUUGGAUCGGGUAAACAAGUAUGAGAAAAUUUUACAUGACAUGUUUUGUCUCUCCACCUUAUUUUUGUUUAUAUGAAAUUCUUUUACCAAUCAUCAAUUGUU
Molecule: messenger RNA, 1800 nt
Organism: Chenopodium quinoa (quinoa)
Lineage: Eukaryota; Viridiplantae; Streptophyta; Magnoliopsida; Caryophyllales; Amaranthaceae
Product: probable cinnamyl alcohol dehydrogenase 6
Exons: 6
Coding region: 266-1354 (362 amino acids)
Biological process (GO): lignin biosynthetic process
Molecular function (GO): cinnamyl-alcohol dehydrogenase activity; zinc ion binding
Source: RefSeq, a predicted model, not a curated record